AUGAACGGGACGGAGGGGAUCAAUUUUUACGUGCCUAUGUCCAACAAGACGGGCGUGGUGCGGAGCCCCUUCGAGUACCCGCAGUACUACCUGGCCGAGCCCUGGAAAUACCGCCUCGUCUGCUGCUACAUCUUCUUCCUCAUCUCCACCGGCUUCCCCAUCAACUUCCUCACCCUCCUGGUCACCUUCAAGCACAAGAAGCUGCGGCAGCCCCUCAACUACAUCCUGGUGAACCUGGCGGUGGCUGACCUGUGCAUGGCCUGCUUUGGCUUCACCGUCACCUUCUACACCGCCUGGAACGGCUACUUCGUGUUCGGCCCCAUCGGCUGCGCCGUGGAGGGAUUCUUCGCCACGCUGGGAGGCCAGGUCGCCCUGUGGUCGCUGGUUGUCCUGGCCAUCGAGCGCUACAUCGUCAUCUGCAAGCCCAUGGGCAACUUCCGCUUCUCCGCCAGCCACGCCAUGAUGGGCAUCGCCUUCACCUGGGUCAUGGCCAUCUCCUGCGCCGCCCCGCCGCUCUUCGGCUGGUCCAGGUACAUCCCGGAGGGGAUGCAGUGCUCCUGCGGGCCCGACUACUACACCCACAACCCCGACUUCCACAACGAGUCCUACGUGCUCUACAUGUUCGUCAUCCACUUCAUCAUCCCCGUCGUCAUCAUCUUCUUCUCCUACGGGCGCCUCGUUUGCAAAGUCCGGGAGGCAGCUGCCCAGCAGCAGGAGUCAGCCACGACGCAGAAGGCGGAGAAGGAGGUGACGCGGAUGGUGAUCCUCAUGGUGCUGGGCUUCAUGCUGGCCUGGACGCCCUACGCCGUGGUGGCGUUCUGGAUCUUCACCAACAAGGGCGCCGACUUCACGGCCACGCUGAUGGCAGUGCCUGCCUUCUUCUCCAAGAGCUCCUCCCUCUACAACCCCAUCAUCUACGUGCUCAUGAACAAACAGUUCCGUAACUGCAUGAUCACCACCAUCUGCUGCGGCAAGAACCCCUUUGGGGACGAAGACACCUCCUCCAGCGUGUCCCAGAGCAAGACUGAGGUCUCCUCCGUCUCCUCCAGCCAAGUAUCACCCGCAUAGAGCACGGACAGUUUG
Molecule: messenger RNA, 1083 nt
Organism: Ficedula albicollis (Collared flycatcher)
Lineage: Eukaryota; Metazoa; Chordata; Aves; Passeriformes; Muscicapidae
Product: green-sensitive opsin
Exons: 5
Coding region: 1-1068 (355 amino acids)
Biological process (GO): visual perception; G protein-coupled receptor signaling pathway; phototransduction
Cellular component (GO): photoreceptor outer segment; membrane
Molecular function (GO): G protein-coupled receptor activity
Source: RefSeq, a predicted model, not a curated record